Messenger RNA from Myxocyprinus asiaticus (Chinese sucker), 5317 nucleotides. Its product is annotated as oxysterol-binding protein-related protein 10-like. Gene Ontology annotation, cellular component: membrane; intracellular membrane-bounded organelle; cytosol. Bases 199 to 2562 code for a protein of 787 amino acids. Gene Ontology annotation, molecular function: cholesterol binding. The transcript is spliced from 13 exons. NCBI's taxonomy places the organism in Eukaryota, Metazoa, Chordata, Actinopteri, Cypriniformes, Catostomidae. The record is from RefSeq and is a predicted model, not a curated record.
CCACUGAUUCCCAUAAAAACACAGAGAAACCCAUUGAAGACUCCUUGGCAAACCAGAAAGGGGAAAAUCAAACUCAUCUCCAAACACCUCCUUUCCGUACGAUGAUCGCAUUCAGCAGUAUUUUUUGGGGGGCUGUUUUUUAAACUGCUCUUCCGAUUUUGAAUAGUCACAGUGUGUGAUCCACAGUUGGGAAUAAUCAUGGAAAAAGCGCUGAACGUGUCGCAUGCAGGGAGCAGUAAAGGAAAGUGGGGGAAUCCCGCACAGAGACAGGCAAGAAGCGGCUCGUACAGUCCUGGAUCAGGGGCUGUGUCGGACACAACUCACCCCUCACAGACCCAGAAGAGACACUUGGAGGGGGUUUUGAACAAAUACACCAAUUUACUACAAGGCUGGCAGAGCAGGUACUUUGUGCUGGACCCUGAGCUUGUCCAGCUGCAGUAUUUCAUCAGUGAGCACAGUAAGAACCAGAAGCCUAGAGGCUCGCUGCCCCUCAUUGGCUCCUCAGUGGCCCCAAGUGACGAGUUUCCCUUCAUGUUCACGGUCUUUGCUGCAAAUGGAGAUCUCUUCAAACUGCGAGCUUGUGAUGCCCGCGAGCAGCAGAUGUGGAUGACCCAACUUCAGCUGUGUGCCCGCCGCCACUCAGACAGCAGUGCCAAGGCCUGCACCUCCUCUUCCUCCUGCAACACCUCCUCCACUUCCUCUACUGCUGGCCGGACUCGCAGCUUCUCCCAGCACCCGCACCCCAUCCUGCAGUCCUCCCACUCCUCCGUUCAGAGACAGCCCCCUCAACAUGGGACACCCGCCUCUGUCAUCACCAUCACCCACCACAAGUCCCCCACCGCCAGCCAGCGGUCCUGCAGUCAGCAUCCUGCAGAGCUGCACCAGGUCAAAGAGGUCAUGUCCCAGGCAGAGGGCCAACAGAAGAACCUUGUGAAUUCCAUCGAGUCUCUGCCAAGCCGUGGGCCAUUGUCCUCCCUGGACCAGGACCUGCUCCUGCUCAAGGCCACAUCUGCAGCCACGCUCAGCUGUCUGGGAGAGUGCCUGAGUAUCCUUCAGCACAACGUGUGCCAGGCGGCCCAACACAUCACCCACAGCCACAUGCAGGGAUCCAAUUCUGAUAACAUCUCUGGCUGGUCAAGGCCCAAGGCUCCCUCAGAAGACCAGGUGAAGAAUGGAGAAUUGACAGGCCACAACACAUCUGUUAGAAAUCAACCCCAUUCGCCAGUACACAGGAACAAUGAACGUCUUAAAGACUCUGAGAACUCCAGCCGAGAAUCAGUGGAUCACAGCGAGGAGAUCACAGACACAGAAGACAAUGAAGAGGAAGACCUAGGAGUCUUGGAUGACCAGAGGAGCGUCAUUCUUCAUCUGCUCUCUCAGCUCAAACUGGGCAUGGACCUCACACGGGUGGUGCUGCCCACAUUCAUCCUAGAGAAGCGCUCCCUUUUGGAGAUGUACGCCAACUUCAUGGCCCAUCCAGAUGUGUUCUUGGCCAUCACAUCUGGAGCCACGCCUGAGGAACGUAUCAUCCGGUUUGUGGAAUACUACUUGACCGCUUUCCACGAGGGCCGUAAGGGUGCUGUGGCCAAGAAGCCUUACAACCCCAUUCUGGGGGAGAGCUUCCACUGCACAUGGGACGUACCCCGAGAUAAAGUGCGACCCCUCAGAUCUACAAAUUCAAGCCCAGCUCCUUUGGUUCCUCAGUCUGUCCAAACUGCCUCUAAUGAGGGGGUAGGAGCUUGUCGGCUUCACUUUGUGGCUGAACAGGUGUCCCACCACCCUCCAGUCUCUGGAUUCUACUGUGAGUGUAAGGAGUGUGGGAUAUGCGUCAACACCCAUGUUUGGACUAAAAGCAAGUUCAUGGGCAUGUCCAUUGGAGUGUCAAUGGUUGGAGAAGAGGGAUGUGCAGGAGAGAUGUUUAUCUGUGGAAUCAGUUUAUCAGCUCCAUUAUCCAGUGCUCAAGCUACAUCCAUAAGAUCUCACAAUGAGUCAGGAGUGUUACACCUCUUGGAGCAUGAUGAAGAGUAUGUGUUCACGCUGCCCUCGGCCUACGCCCGCUCCAUCCUCACAGUGCCCUGGGUGGAGUUGGGUGGAAAAGUUUCCAUCUGCUGCGUCAAUAGCGGAUACUCUGCCGCUGUCACAUUCCAUACCAAACCCUUUUAUGGAGGAAAAGUUCACAGAGUCACAGCUGAGGUUAAACACAAUCCCACUGGCACCAUCGUGUGUAAGGCUCAGGGGGAGUGGAAUGGGACCCUCGAGUUCACCUACAGCAGCGGAGAAACCAAAGUGAUUGACACAUCCAAACUGCCAGUCAUUAAGAAGAAGAUCCGCCCACUGGAGAAACAGGGCCAGUAUGAGUCGAGGCGGCUAUGGCAGCAUGUGACAGUGGCGCUGAAGGCGGGUGACAUCGAUACGGCCACUGAACACAAACACCAGCUGGAGGAGAGACAGAGAAGAGAAGGGAAGCAGAGAGCAGCCAGCAGUACCCCCUGGAAACCCAAAUACUUCAUCAAAGAGGGGGAAGGAUGGGUGUACCACAAUCCUCUAUGGAAGACAAAGUGAUGAGGACACCUGGAGCCAAAUGGUAUCAGUCCAUCACAGACCCCAAGCCCAUGGGUGUGAGUGGCCAUGUAAGAGAGGGGCUGGCCAACCAAUUAGACACAAGGAGCAGGGAAAGGGGUUGAUCCAUAAUGGUGCCAAAAAGAGUAAAGUCAAACAGAUGGAUACGAGGGUGGUUAAAAUACCUCAAAAGACCCUUCGGAUGAAGAAGAUUUGGACGUGGAGGCCUGAAAUGACAUUGUGCAAUAGCUUUAUAUUUGUAUAAUACUUCUAAUUAAUACUUAGUGAAGUGAUUAUUCACACAGGAGAGUGAUGUAGCAUCUAUAUCGGUGUCAAAGGAAGUGACUAGUAGCUGUUAUAUUUGAUUAUGAUAAAAUAGAGGCAGAUAUUGAUGCUGGAGGUAUAUGAGACCAGUGAACACAGAGCUGCAAUGUAAUGUAGUGUGUUUUAUAUACUUAUGUUAAAGUGACCUCGCCCCUCAUUUUCAAAUGAUUUGAUCGAUUUCAGUAGACUGACAGUUAUCUGCAUGACAGAAUAGAACUUUCACUCUGGUGGUUCCUGAAGGCUUUGAAGUGAGCUCAGCUUAAAAUAAUAAUAAUAAUAAAUGGAUAUUUAAUUUACGAAUUUUAAAAUCAUAUGCAAAUGUAUUUUCCCCAUGAAUUAGGAAGACCAAGCAUGCAUUUCAGUCGCUAAUUUAUAUUUUCAUUAAACCUAGGUUGAUUUUUAAAGAUGUUCUUUGACCUUUUGAUGUUUAUGUUUAGUGUUUUUAUUAUUUUCAUUUACAUCAUAGGCUCUUUUUACUUAGUCUAAUUCACUUUUUACAAAUCAAUUCAAAGGUUUUUCUUCAAAUUAUUUUAAAUGAAACCCUAUUGUUCAUCAGCUGAUUGUAUGCCCCAGCAACAUUUGUAAUGCAAAAAAUAUUUUAAUUGCUGUUGUAGGUUUCUGGGAUACUCAGAUCAUAAUGGUCAACAAAUAUAAUUUUUUAAUGAAGAAACACCUUUUCAUGGCUUGCUCUGCAAAUUUUUGAAUGUAUGAAUGAAUGUGGGAUGCACGCAACACUUUCCGUCAGCAAAGUCCCUAUACAAGCGAUUCCAAUGUAUGACCACAGAGAUGGCGUUACCAAACACGAUAUGUUCUUGUUAAAAUAAAGACACCUCAACAAAAGACAAGUGAUCCCACCAUAUCUGUAAAUAAGCUAAAGUCAACAGCUUCUUACACAAACACACACACACACAAAUACUUUAGGCUGUGUUUAAGAUAUACGCAUUUCAGUUGUAGAAAACAAAAAAUCCAUCCAAAUUUAAUUGGGUAAUUUAUUAACAUCUAAACUAGUUUUGUUUUUUAUUUUGGUAAAUAUUACGUCAUUCAAAUUGGUGGAAUUUUGUUAUGCGAUUGAAAUGCGUAAAUCUUAAUAUAAUUUGAGUGUAUGACGUAAUAAUGGGCAUUGCAUUCAGAGUUCCCACACCUGUUGUUCAUACUACAUAAUGACAGUCAAAAAUCAUUUUAUAUCGAUUGUUGGGGGGGAUUUCCAUAUGACAGGUAACAUUCAUUGGAAUUAAUAGAUGAGUACAAUCGCUUACGUGUACAUACUUUAGACGUUUAUACUUUUAAAUGUACAAAAGUCUUCAAUAAGAUAAAAUAAAAAAUCUUUUUUUUUUUUUUUUUUGUGGAACUUUCAGCUUUCUGGACCCCAAUGCAAAGCAAAACUACAACAAUUUAGAUUCGCUUUAAAAAUGUCAAUGACUUUAAAGAUUUUCUUAAUUUUCAUGGAUAUUUCCAGGUUUUCCAAGACCAUGAAAACCCUGAGUCUUUAUGUGGGCAGAAUUAAAAACAUCAAAAAUACAUAAAUUGGAAACCCUGAAAUAACCUGUAUAAAUGCCUAUUCUCACCUUCUGUAAGGGCAUUUAACAAAACUGAUAUGACGAAAUGUUACUUGUGCUACAUAAAUGUACUAAAGUGUGAUGGUUUAAGUUUUUACCAUCUCCUCUAAAUUCGAGGUGUUGCAAAAAGCUAACCGAUUUGCUAGUAUUCUUUUCAUGUACUAGAGCUGCCAUCUAGAGGACACCUGAAGUAUUACAACAACACGAUACAACGACUUGUUUACAAAGAUAAUCCCAAAUGAAAAGUGAGGUGAUGAAUAAGUCUUAAUGAAAGAAUCAGCCUUAUCCAUUAAGUUUUUUUUUUAAUCACAAUGGCAUCACUCAUUCUCACAACAGCAUCUUUUUCUCUCGCUCUUUUUUUUUUUUUUUUUUUUUUUUUUUACAAUUUAUGGAAUACAUUUUCACUCCAAAAAGAAACGUUUUUGCAUUUCAGGAUGAAAGGCCUCCUCCUCUUAAUUUCAAUUUUUAUUCUUUUUAAUAAAUACCUUCCUAAGACUCAGAGCCCUCUAAGAAUAAUAUACGGAUGUGUUAUGCAGAAAGGGGGGAAAUGGAUCAAAUUUUCCCUUCCAAUUUUACAACAAAAAGCAAAAGCAAUAUGUCAGGUUGAAAACUAUAAAGGCAGAAAACAAAAAACAGUUUUAAAUGACAGCCCUGAAUAACCGAUGUAAGAAAAAUCCCAUUUGAUGUUGCAGGAAGCACCCUUUUAAACAUAAAAAAAAAAAAGAAAAGAAAAAAGAGAGAUUGGAAUAUAAAAACACACACUCUCCACCUGCAUGCUUCUCAGUAGUGGAUCCACAUUAUGGUGAACUAAGACAAAGUGCAUUCAGGCUAGUAAUGCAGCAUUUUAUAAACCUACAACUAAUUCAAUUCAUUCUUUU